CACCUUUCUCACAAUAAGCAAGUCAGUCAUUGCUCUCGUUACGCGAUUUACAAGGAUUUCUGAAUAUCCUGGAUCUUAUUUACCACAACUCAUCCUUAUUUAACAUUAGUUAAAUUAUUCACGAACGUCAUGAGGUACCUAGCAGCGCUACUGUCUGCUCUGCUAGUUUUGGUGUCUGCAGAGGAGAAUCAUUACAAUGGUAAAUUCACAUCAUUCUCUGAACUCACGCGGCAUACAAGAGACACAGAAAGUUCAGCAGAUGUAAUGGCAAGGAAUCUUCUAGAAUGGAUUCAAGGCAUUUAUCGACAAGGAGUACGUAGAACGAGACAAGAGAGUAAUGGAUAUUUACCACCGUUCGGAGGUCGAGGGCCAUUGGAAAGACCAAGACCUUUUCAACCAGCUUCAACACCAGCCCAAUCUCCAUCUCCAAGUCUUAAUGAAGUAACCAACUAUCAACCAUCUAGUCCUACUUAUGGUACUACUCCAAGGCCAACUUACAUUCCUCAAAGUCCCACACCCAAUUUCGGUAGUACGACGACUCCGAGACCUUUUACUGGAACUUUUAGUUCAUCUAAUUUUCCUGGAUCAUCCACAACAUAUGUUCCACCUUCAGCAACUUAUGGAUAUCCAUCUGGCCAGUCUAGACCAUCUUCAGGACAGCCAACUUACGGAGGUUAUCCAACACCACCAUCACCGACACCCGGCUUUCCAACACCAUCUCCCACUUUUCAAACACCUACUGGUGGAUAUCCAUCAUCUGGAGGAUAUCCAUCUUCUGGAGGAUAUCCAUCUUCUGGAGGAUAUCCGUCAUCACCCACAAAUUCCUAUGGAUAUCCUUCCCAAACUCCAACUCCCGGCUUUCCCACUCCAACAGGUCGUCCUUCAACUCCUGGAGGAUCUGCUUCCGGUGGAGGUCCAACAACUGGUGGAACUUUAGGAGGACGUCCAACAGCUGGUGGCACUCCAGGAGGACGUCCAACAGCUGGUGGCACUCCAGGAGGACGUCCAACAACUGGUGGUACACCAGGAGGACGUCCAACAACUGGUGGUACACCAGGAGGAGGUCCAACAACUGGCGGUCCUACUGGACCAACAGGACCAUCAGGACCUACUGGAGGUGGUAAUACGGGAACAACUGCACCUGGUAGUGGUCCAGGAGGUGAUACUACAGCUGAUGAUGACCUUAAACAUCCUCCUCAUAUUCAUGAACUGCAAGUCCAAUGUAGUAAAACAAUGAUGACUAUUGAUAUCGAAUUUAAUCGACCAUUCGAUGGUGUUAUUUACUCUAAGGGCUUCUAUAUGAUGCCAGAAUGUAGAUACGUUAAUGAAAACUCUGGUCAAACUAAAUAUUCAUUCACAGUGAGUUUAGACUCUUGUGGAACUGAAUUUAUCAAUGAUUUUGAAGGAGAAGCAGGUCAGGCUUACUUAGAAAAUGUUUUAGUACUUCAAAACGAGCCUGGAAUUCAGGAAGUAUGGGAUACAGUCAGAAGAGUUAGGUGCCUUUGGGAAGGAAAUAUUAAAAAACCUCUAACAGUGAGCCUGUCAGUAGAUAUGUUGAAUCAAGAAAUUGUAACAUUCAGUGGUGACACUGCCACAGCCAAACUUGAUAUUCAAGUAGGAAAAGGUCCAUUUGCUCCAGCUGCUACAGGUCUUGUUAAAAUUGGAGAGCCAAUGACUCUUGUUGUGUCUGUUGAAGGUGACCCUGGGUUCGAUCUUCAAGUUCGAGAUUGUAUUGCUCGAGAUGAAUCAUCUACGAAUGUCGUUCAACUUACUGAUGAACGUGGAUGUAUCUUGAAGCCUAAGCUCUUCGGUGCUUUCCAGAAAACAAAUGACACUGGAAACACUGGUGCUUCAAUAAUAGCUUACGCUUUCUUCCAGGCUUUCAAAUUUCCUGAUGUGAUGGAUCUUUUCAUUGAAUGCAAUGUAGAGCUCUGUAAGACGAAUUGUGAAGCUUGUCCUGAUGAAAAUCAGCAAAUUGAACCUGGUAGGAGAAGAAGAAGAGAAAUAUCGUGGAUACCAAGUAACACAUCUUAUUAUGGUGCUCUAUCAGAACCAGUACGUAUGAAACGUGGUUUCAGAGUAAUAAUGCCAGAUGAUUUGAGUUUAGCAUCCACUCAGUCGCUAGAAAACUUAGAGAAUAAUGCAAUUCAAGAAAUAAGUAUUGUUAAAAAUAUUUGUAUGAGUUAUGAAGGAUUUUACACAUCUUUCACACUAAUGUUAGGUAUUAUUGUUGCCUCUACAAUGAGUGCUGGUACAUUUUAUAUGAAAAUCCAAAGAAUUAAAAGAGACAAAUCUUAUGAUUUACCUAAAGGAACUUAAUACAUAAAACAAUUUUAUAAUAAUUUUUGAUAGAACAAAGAAUUUAUUUACACUUGAUAUUAAUUAAAAUUGUACGAUUUUUAUACUGUGCCUGAGUAACGAGUUAUAGAUAUCUUGAUAGAUAAUUUUUUCUAUUUCAUACAGUAUUUUAUUCUAGUUUGAUGUACAAAAUAACAAAUGAUAUUACAUUACAUAUUAAUUUUAUUUCCAUUAAUUAUUACUGUAUUGAAAGAUAUGAUGAUAUUUCUUAUAGGGGUCAUCAUGAUUAUUUUAAUAUUGAUAACACCCGUAAAUAAUUGGAUAAAAUUUGACAUGCACCUUCAAACUUCUACUAUCAAAAAUUGAAUAUUAUUAUAUAUUAAUUAAUUUUAAUUGGUAACUAAUUAGGAAAAACAAAAAUCA
Messenger RNA from Chelonus insularis, 2721 nucleotides. RefSeq lists its product as uncharacterized. The record is from RefSeq and is a predicted model, not a curated record. The coding region runs from base 130 to 2319 and encodes 729 amino acids. The transcript is spliced from 8 exons. Lineage: Eukaryota; Metazoa; Arthropoda; Insecta; Hymenoptera; Braconidae.